This is a messenger RNA of Rhizopus microsporus ATCC 52813, 737 nucleotides long. RefSeq lists its product as uncharacterized. NCBI's taxonomy places the organism in Eukaryota, Fungi, Mucoromycota, Mucoromycetes, Mucorales, Rhizopodaceae. Gene Ontology annotation, molecular function: phosphoprotein phosphatase activity. Bases 141 to 650 code for a protein of 169 amino acids. The record is from RefSeq and is a predicted model, not a curated record. Gene Ontology annotation, biological process: dephosphorylation. The transcript is spliced from 4 exons.
GGAAUGAUUGGAGAUAUCCCUGGAGUCAUCAGAUUCAGUUUUAACCUGUACGAAAAUGCAGUCAAAGACGUAAAUGACUAUAUUAAAAGCCUGAUGGUUUUCCUUGAUGGGCCAGAGGGGUUUGCAGAAGGUACACAAACAUGCUUGGAUGUUUAUAUAUAUAUUCAUUAAAAAAUAUAUCAGGGUACAUGUUGAUAUUAGAAUCAGGAAAGAAGCUCAUAGGUGAUGUCUUUCGGUACAUGAUAAAGGAACUUUCGAUUCAAGAUAGAUACUCCAUGGUCAUUCACUGUACUGCUGGAAAAGACCGCACUGGUGUCUUUGUUAUGGUCUUGUUGGGUCUGUGCGGUGUAGAUGAUGAAAUUAUUGCAAGAGAGUAUGAGUUGUCAAAUCUUGGCUAUUUCGAAUAUGAAAAAGAUUUGACACAAAGAGCAGAAAAAGUAGGUGUGAGUGAAGAAAAGAUGCGAUCUGCCUUAUCUGCAUCUUACAAUGGAAUGAAAAGUACCAUUAGACGAUUGAAAGAAAAGUUUGGAUCAUUUGAAGGAUACGUACAUGAAUGUGGAUUGAGUGAAGAAGAGAUCAAACAGGUUAAGCAGCUUAUGAUUGUGCCUAUUCGUUUUGAAGAACGUCAACUGUAUCGUCCUAAAAUUUAAACAAUUACAAAAAAGGGAGUAUAAAUAUAGAGAAAUGCCUUAUAUUAAAUAUAAAUAUAUCUUGCCCCCCUUUGAUAAAGAAUGUAC